This is a messenger RNA of Uloborus diversus, 1647 nucleotides long. RefSeq names its product plexin domain-containing protein 2-like. Bases 1 to 1464 code for a protein of 487 amino acids. The transcript has 14 exons. Lineage: Eukaryota; Metazoa; Arthropoda; Arachnida; Araneae; Uloboridae. The record is from RefSeq and is a predicted model, not a curated record.
AUGUGUCGUGAGAGUGAUGGUCUCUCUCCCCCUACAGAUGUGUGGUCUAAGCUGUCUGACUCCAAGCGCAAGCUGUCCCGCACGGAGCUCUCUUCGGAGGUCAUGGGGACCUCCGCCGGACAUUCGGACCUCUAUCGGACGGAGCCCCUUUCGGAGCUGGGCAUCACAGUCCCGCCCCAAGAUGCCAACUACACUCUGGAGGAGGAUUUCCACACGUACUACAACUCCACCUUCUAUUCGGACAAGGACAAGGCUUCGGCCUUCUGGGUGGACCUAGACUCUCUGCCCAGACACCAGGUCAUCACACACGAGAUGCUGUCAGACUCACACAGGCAAGCCACGACCAUCGAGAUGUCUUUCGACUUUCCCUUCUACGGGACCCCCGUGAGGAACGUCACCGUGGCAACCGGAGGGUUCCUGUAUACCGGGGACUACCUGCACAACUGGAUAGCGGCCACGCAGUAUGUGGCGCCCCUCAUGGCCAACUUCGACACUGCCUCCUCCCCAGAAUCCACCAUCAAGUACGUGGACAACGGUACUGCUUUUACAGUUCAAUGGACUAAAGUAUCGUUGCAGGAUAAAGCCAAUGACGGAGCUUUCACUUUUCAAGUGACCCUGUUGAAGAAUGGGGACAUCGUUUUUGCAUACAAAGAUGUGCCCUACCCAGUGGUCAACAUCUCUGAUGCCAGGCAUCCCGUCAAAGUGGGCAUCUCAGACGCCUACAUCCUCGAGAGGAACAUCUUCUUCUUGCGUAGGAAGACCAUUUACGAGUACCACAGGAUCGACAUGAUGAAGCGAGAAAUUUCCAACGACACCGCCAUUUAUUUCGUCGCCCUGCCCACGUGCGCAGGCAAGCGCGAGUGCCUGUCUUGCCUGGCCCCUGACCCAAGACUGCGGUGCGAGUGGUGCGAUGCGGUGGGGCGGUGCUCUGAUGGAAUGGACAGGCUCAGGCAGGAGUGGCUGGAGAAGAGGUGUUCCCUGCAGAAAGAAGCUUCCUGUGCUGCCAAUGCCCGUGAACUCUAUGCCAGUGAGUCAUUUUCUCUGUGUUUCGAAUUCAUUCAGAUGGAAUCAUCUUUACUUGGAAGAUUGCCAAAUUACAUGCAAUCCGUGGUCAAACACUAUAUGGGUAAAUCUCCGAUGGAAGGUGCCACCGACUCCACUACGAUGAAUAGUGCCACCUCUAUGCAGAGCAUUCCCGGUGCCACCGAUGCCGUCGCGGCACCGGAGCACGCCAGAGAAGAGUCGGCCCACAUCAUACAAGUGAUCGAGAAUGGAGUGAGCACAGGCGCCAUUGUGUGCAUCGUGGUGUUCCUCGCCAUUUCCGUGAGUGUUGCAGUCUGGGUCUUCUACGCAUUCAGGAACCCUGAGACACCCUCUGGACAGUUCCUCAUCAAGUACCGUCCCAGCCAAUGGACCUUCAGGAAGGAGGAGGGAGGCAUCACCUCCAACUCUCGCCACCUCUGAUUGGCUGGAGGGAAGAAAUGGGGCUGACCCUUCCACACUCGAGGAAGUGCGAUUCCAAUUCCGGUGCCUUUUCAUUUUCCCUCACUCUCACCACUCCACCCGAGGUUUCGAGAAACUUCGUCAAACGGGGAAGUAAAGAAAAACGAAACUCUUCGCUGUCAUUGGCCGAAAUGGGAGGAAUGA